Molecule: messenger RNA, 1297 nt
Organism: Suillus paluster
Lineage: Eukaryota; Fungi; Basidiomycota; Agaricomycetes; Boletales; Suillaceae
Exons: 5
Coding region: 80-1297 (405 amino acids)
Biological process (GO): regulation of DNA-templated transcription
Molecular function (GO): DNA binding
Source: RefSeq, a predicted model, not a curated record
UUUUCGUUCAAUUAGGAAAUGUUAGACUUAGUGAAAUUUUGCUCGUGUACACUCACAUCCCCUGUAAUUCAUUAUCAUCAUGCCGUUUAUAACUAUUCCUGCCUACAAAAAACACAAGAGCCUGCUAGAGCAUGACAGUGACCUUGAUUCCAAUGGGUCCGAUGAGGACGAUAUUCGAAUGAAAGAACUUUCGGAGGAAGAGGAACCUGACUCUGAUGACGACGGCGAAGAUGACGAGCUUGAGCAGUCCCAGCCCAUGAAGAUCCUUACACCACCUCCGACCACACCCAAAAAGCGAAAGCAUGGAACUAAAAUCUCACCUUCCAACCCUGACCCUCUAGCAGGUGUAAAAGAGGUCACCUUCAUCACGAGCAUCACCUCUACAGCUGAGAUGAAGAAACACGCAAGCAAACAUACCUCGAGGAACCAAACCUUCACACUCAAUCUUGACGAGCCUUGGGACACCAUGAAAGCUCAGACUCUCGUCAAAAUCUCGGAUGCACUGAACCCCCGACUUCUCAGCUACGAGGAUUACGAGAUCUCCUGGUUCAUUCCGCGUGUCCUCCCCAAACCUGGCUUAUCCCUCCUCAACGAGAAAGAUUUCGAUGUUUUGGUGAAGCGGGCAGUGAAUCUGAAAGGCAAUGAUCCAACCAUCAAUGUCACAAUUAUUCAGAAGGAGAAUGAUGACCUCAAGGAGAACAAUCGGGCUGUGAUUGAAUCGACUGUGAAUGAUAAGGGUAAAAAACGAAAGGAAGCAGCUGCUGUUCUUCCUGGAAAUCAACACAAGAUUGCGAACAUCCAGAGCCUCCGUGAGCAUUGGAUUUGCAAGAAACCAGAUGCUGCCUGUCCAUCAACACAUUGCUACGUUGAUUCAAGCACGGACGAACAUCUGUAUCUCAAUGCCGAAUGGUUGGAUUGCUGGGCAUCUGCAAUGCUCAAAGAUGACGGGACAGCAACACUGGAGAAGCCACCCCAUCAUAGGCUCUUUGAUGUUCGAAAGAUCAGUCCUCGGCUGCCUGCAGUUGCUGCCACACCAGCAGUAUCCUCGUCUGACUCUGCUUGUACUACACUCUUGCAUCCAUCUCGUGCUCAAGGGAGGGAUAUACCACUUGACGAAUUCUGCACGGAAUAUGACUUGGGCAACAAUAUCCACGUGAAGUUCACCGAGAAUGCAUAUAAGGAGGCUCGGUUCUUACGCUUUGUUACAAUUGCCGAGUUGAAAGAGAUGGGCUUCCAAUUGGGUGAAAUUGCUGUGCUAUGUGAUGUUGUUGAAAGGUGGUCUGUCCCGCGUGUUUGA